Molecule: messenger RNA, 1060 nt
Organism: Bactrocera dorsalis (oriental fruit fly)
Lineage: Eukaryota; Metazoa; Arthropoda; Insecta; Diptera; Tephritidae
Gene: Saysd1
Product: SAYSvFN domain-containing protein 1
Exons: 3
Coding region: 71-364 (97 amino acids)
Source: RefSeq, a predicted model, not a curated record
UACAAAAUUAUAAAUUUUUGAUGACUGGGAACGGCUGAUUUUUGUUGACUCUACCAAGUGUUUUUUUGAUAUGGCAGAGGAAUUAAGGAAUAAAUUGUACAAAUAUCGCUUUAAAAAACAAAGGCAAAAAGUAAUUCAGAUAUUUAAGUCAAAACUCAUAGAAUUCUGGAUGCUGGGUAUGGGAGAGCCUAGUUUGAGUGAAGGAGAGCAAGUCGGGAUUAAUGUGGUUGAAAAAGAUGUUGAUUUGAACAAAUUUCAAAACCAGGAUUCAAAUGCCAAAUUUACUAAGAAUGUGGAAUACGAAUUAGCGCAGAACUCUGAUGAUGAAGAUGAACGGGAAUCAGUAUCUGAGCUUCUUCCUUAAGGAAUUCCAGAGACUCAUUGGCACUGGUUGUCCUACGCCUUCUGCCGAGAUUGGUCGAUGUUGUGUUGUUCGAGGUUCCUGGAGAGUCAUUCGAAACCCCAAUAUCUUCCACCACAUUGGAAGCAUCCCUUGUACUUGGCAGUGACAAAGACGAAUGCAAAUUCUUAGGAGGCGUACUAAUAGAAUGUCUGGUUCCAUACACAUCGUCAAAAAACUCCCAAGCAUUUGCAGCACGCCCAAGUCAGGGUGAUGGCACUAGGUCAGUAUAGUAAAACCCUUUUUUUUUUUUUUUAAACACCGAUCCAAACGGGGUUAGAUCGCCGAAAAAACAGCCCUUGGUCGGAUAAAAUCCGAGUCAAUUUCGGUGCAUAGAACCGUGGAAUUCGUGUUCGUAUGUGUCGGUUUGGCGUUCGUAUGUGUCAGUUUUUUUUAUGACGUUUUAAAUUUUUUCCUUAUCUUGAUGUUUUUUCGCGAACCACUUGUCCGAUUUUGAUGAAACAAAUUUGGAAAAAUUAAGAAUUACAAUUUCCAUUUGUUUUUAUACAAAAUAGUGUCAUUUCCCUGGCUUGGAAUUUCUCACCCCCCAGAUUAGCUGAUUAGAUUAUUUUUUUUGUUUUGCUUUUAUCUACAUAUUUAUUUCGUGCAGCAAUUGUUUAUAUUUAUAAAUAAUAAUUUGUGAACACUGGUUUUUAUUGA